This is a messenger RNA of Oncorhynchus tshawytscha (Chinook salmon), 3582 nucleotides long. RefSeq names its product sodium/hydrogen exchanger 3. The coding region runs from base 151 to 2547 and encodes 798 amino acids. The record is from RefSeq and is a predicted model, not a curated record. NCBI's taxonomy places the organism in Eukaryota, Metazoa, Chordata, Actinopteri, Salmoniformes, Salmonidae. Gene Ontology annotation, biological process: regulation of pH; proton transmembrane transport; sodium ion transport. Gene Ontology annotation, cellular component: apical plasma membrane; brush border membrane. Gene Ontology annotation, molecular function: sodium:proton antiporter activity. The transcript has 16 exons.
UGCACCACCGCCCUCAGGCACCCGCCUGGCCCACACCACUGUGACCCGAUCAAGUCUUCAGAGAGUGAGCAAAAAAGAGGACUACUCAAAGAACUUUGAGAACAAGUUUUUCUGCAUUUGAUUUCUUUAUCGAUCUACUUAUUUGGUGAAAUGGCAUGCAGAACUUGCCUAUGGCUACUAGGGACAACAUUUUUUACUUGCACAGUCCGCCUGGUUGUUGAGGGUACAGAGGUGGGAGCAACCCAGGAGUCGCACCCGGAGCCAGGGGUGGUGGGAUCAAACCACAGCCAGGCUGGAGGGGGCCAUGGGUCCAGCAUCUCAGGGAUACAAAUCGUGACCUUUAAGUGGCACCAUGUGGAAGCCCCCUAUCUCAUCGCCUUAUGGAUACUUGUGGCUGGGGUAUCCAAGAUGGUGGUCGAGCUGAACCACAGCCUGACCAGUGUGAUCCCGGAGAGCGCCCUCCUCAUCAUCAUCGGUUGGAUCCUGGGCGGCAUCAUCUACGGGGCAGACAAGAUGCAGACCUUCACCCUGACACCCACCGUCUUCUUCUUCUACCUGCUGCCCCAAGUCAUCCUGGAUGCAGGCUACUUCAUGCCCAACAAGCUGUUCUUCAGCAACAUGGGCGCCAUCCUGGUUUACGCUGUGAUUGGCACCUGCUGGAACGCUGCCACUGUGGGUCUCGGCCUCUGGGGGUGCUGGUUGGGCGGGGCCAUGGGUGAUAUCGACAUUGGUCUCCUUCAGUUCCUGUUGUUUGGGAGUCUAAUUGCUGCUGUGGACCCCGUGGCUGUAAUUGCCGUGUUUGAGGAGGUCCAUGUCAACGAGGUCCUGUUCAUCAUGGUGUUUGGGGAGUCCCUCCUCAACGAUGGUGUCACAGUGGUGCUGUUCAAUGUGUUUGAUGCAUUCGUGUCGCUGGGAGGGGCAGAAAUUGAUGCUGUAGAGAUCAUUAAAGGCAUAAUCUCGUUCUUCGUGGUGGCAUUCGGAGGCUCCCUGGUUGGUAUUAUCUUUGCUCUGCUGAUCUCGCUCCUGACCAGAUGCACAAAGAACAUCCAGAUCAUCGAGCCAGGCUUCAUCUUCAUCCUGGGCUACCUCUCCUACCUGACAGCUGAGAUGCUCUCGCUAUCCGCUAUCCUGUCGAUCGUGUUUUGUGGCAUCUGCUGUCAGAAGUAUAUCAAUGCCAACAUGGAUGAGAGGUCGGUCACCACAGUACGAUACGUCAUGAAGGUGUUAGCCAAUGGCUCAGAGACCAUCAUCUUUGUCUUCCUCGGCAUCUCGGCCAUAGAUCCAGCUGUAUGGGUUUGGAACACAGGCUUCAUCCUCCUCACACUCCUCUUCAUCUUUGUGUUCAGGUUCAUAGGGGUCUUUCUCCUUACCUGGAUUUUGAACAAGUACCGACUGGUUCCCUUGGAGUUCAUUGAUCAGGUGGUGAUGAGCUACGGUGGCCUGCGAGGGGCAGUUGCCUAUGGCCUUGUGGCCAUGCUGGAUGAGAAUAAGUUCAAAGAGAAGAAUUUGAUGGUCAGCACCACCCUCAUAGUGGUGUACUUCACUGUCAUGCUGCAGGGAAUAACCAUGAAACCACUGGUCACCUGGCUGAAAGUGAAGAGAGCAGCUGUGACAGAACUCACACUAGCUGAAAAAAUACAGAAUAGGACCUUUGACCACAUGCUUGUCGCCAUAGAGGACAUUUCUGGACAAAUAGGACAUAACUACAUGAGAGACAAGUGGCAUAACUUUGAGGAGAGGUGGUUGUGCUGGUUCUUGAUGAAGCCCUCUGCCAGGAAAUCCCGUGACUACAUAUUCAACAUCUUCCACCAGCUCAACCUGAAGGAUGCCAUGAGCUAUGUAAAGGAGGGAGAACGCAGAGGCUCAUUGGCGUUCGUUCGGAAUGAGACCAAGGCCGAUGUGGAUUUCAAUAAGAAGUUUCGUGCCAGUUUCUCUGAGAUUAUGCCUGACAUCAUGGCAGAUAAUAUGGGACCGGAUCAUGUUCCACUCUCCUCUAUCUUACAGGACAUUGUACCCUCUGUCUGCCUAGACAUGCAUGAGCAGGACCUGACAAUGAGGGAGUCAGAGGACUUUAAUGCACACCAUCUACUGCAGCAGCACUUGUACAGAGGCAGGAAACAGCACAGACACAGGUACAGUCGGAGCCACCUCGAAACCAACAGGGAUGAGAAUGAGGUGCAAGAGAUCUUCCAGAGAACAAUGAGAAGCCGUCUAGAGUCAUUCAAGUCAGCCAAAAUGGGUGUCGCCCCUGCCAAGAAGAUCCAAACCAAGCAUCAAAAGAAAGAUAAACCACAAAAGAUGCCAAAUGGAAACUCCUCGGAUAAAAGUAAAAACCAUCCUUAUGGGGAUAAAGAUUUUGAGUUUUCUGAAGGAGACGGUGGCUCUGGUGGCGAGGCUGCUGGCGAUUUAUUCCCCAUGAGGGCCUAUAGAGUAGAAGCUGGAAUAGUGAACCCAGCCUUCAUGGCAGAGAUGGACCCCAUGGACAACAUGCAACAGAUCCCACAUGUAGCACUUCUUCCACAAACUUUGAACUCCUUUGACACCUAACCCUGGGUCCUGGUCGUGACCCCAGUUGCCAAAGAAUCAAACAUUGCACCUGCUCUUUGACAAAACAUUUACUAGGGCAUGUUUUCUUUGCUGUGCAGUUGUUUAAUCAUAGUUCUGUAUCCCCAGACAAAACAUUCCAGGUCCAGUAACCCUUGUGCUCUCCAAAAAAGGCUUUCAGUCUUGACUGAGCUCUUCCCUCUUCUUAGUGUGUUUGGUUGUAGGUUAGGUUUUUUAAAGUAAAGGGAACUGUGCUGUAUAUAACUCCAUCGUAACACAUGAAGAUCAUCAUGAGUCCAACACCAAAUAAGAAUGUUGGACAUUUGACCUUGCCAUCCAAAUCCAUGGUAAAUUCUGACCCGGUUUACCUGGCAAAACCAAUCCCUCAAACAAUCCAGGAUUUGCCUGGCUUGCUCACAUCCCAUGUAGGGUGACAGUAAAAGAAAGUUCAGUCACACUUUAUUUGGAUAGUCCCAUAUAGAUAAUCUACGGCUGGUCAUAUUAUUUACAUUUUAGUCAUUUAGCAGACGCUCUUAUCCAGAGCAAGUUACAGAGUUACAGUGCAUUCAUCUUCAAAACGCUAGGAGGGGCAAGCACAUAUCACAGGCAUAGCAAGUACAUUUUUACUCAGUAAAGUAGGGUGGGUGUCAGAAGGGGGGGAAGGAGAAAAGUAUCUAAGUGCCAUCCGCAUAGCAAUGAUAGGAGAGACCAUGUGAGGAUAUGAAGGAGCUCCUCCUGACCGGCUUAGCUGUCCACAGCCCUGUUCUGUAAACUUGCAAUGAUUCACUCAGCCACGGAGCAGGAGGGGCUGGGAGGAAAGGGGACAGUGCGAGUCAUAAGAUGCGGAAAGGGAGGAGGGUAGGGCCGACGAGGCAGAAUCAGGAGACAGGAGAGAGAAGGAUUUAGCAGAAGGGAGAGAUGGUAGAAUAGAAGAGGAGAGAGAGCGAAGACCAUGACCAUUUGGGUAGGGGCUGAAUGGCUAGGUUUGGAGAAGAGUGGUGAGACAGAAAAGGAAACAAAGAAGUGAUCAGAUACCUG